AUGCCGUGCUGUCCCCAUGGUUACCCCAUGCCACGUAUCCGCUGUCCAAUGGCACGAUGUCCUCCGGGUUUCUCGUGCCACACCCACGUGGUAAACAGAUGGGGGGUCUGUUGCCGGGCUACUCUCACGAUUAACCAGAUACGCAAUACGGUUAACCGGAACACAGGCAUUGCCCGCCAGAUGCCCAGCGUUGCCGGACCGAUGCCCGGUGUUAUGCCUACAUGUACAAGACAGAGUAAUCUCCCCUGCUGUCAGUAUGGUCAACCGGUGGGAGGAAUUGACUGUCAGGUCCGGCGAUGUUCGACUGGCACCACGUGCUUUACCCACACGACUGGCCAAUGGGCAGUCUGCUGUCCGAUGUCCCAACAGCAAACGUCCAGGACAGUUGUGAUGGUUGCCGGUCCCAUGGGUAUCGGUUCCCCAUCACCAGUGAUGAUUGCCGGUCCCGGGUUCAGUCCCGGCGCCGCUCCUACUGGUCCAACCAUUCCACAGGAGACACAGAUUAUCAAUAUGUCCCCAUCGUCAUGUUCCUCUAGCAGUCCGACCGCCUGCUGCCCAAAUGCCAUGCCCAUUCCGGGGUCAAACUGUCGAUUCGAAGCUUGUCGUUCAGGAUCCACUUGUAACGUGCACGAAACAGAUGCAUGGGCUGUCUGCUGCCCCGCCCCCAGACAACGACAAAUAGAACCUAGGCCAACCAGUUGCAGCCGGACGAAUAACGUCGCAUGCUGUGAGGCAGGUCAGCCCCUGACUGGGAUUCAGUGUCGCGUGCAGGCCUGUCCCCCCGGGUACUUUUGUAACUCCCACUUUAACAACCGUUGGGCCGUGUGCUGCCAGGGUCCUAAUACAGUUGUAACGCCACAGACUUGCAGCGUAAACGAUGCACAAGCGUGCUGUCCACGAGGCGCGAUUGUUCACGGGACUCAGUGCCGGACACGCCCAUGUCUAAGUAACCAGUUCUGCCAUUCAAACCCGGAGGGCCGAUGGGCUGUGUGCUGCCUAGAAAGUUCCGCAACUCCGCCAGGUAACACCAGAAUGGCUCGAGAAUUGUUACGUAAAAUACCUUAA
Molecule: messenger RNA, 1065 nt
Organism: Mizuhopecten yessoensis (Yesso scallop)
Lineage: Eukaryota; Metazoa; Mollusca; Bivalvia; Pectinida; Pectinidae
Product: granulins-like
Exons: 5
Coding region: 1-1065 (354 amino acids)
Source: RefSeq, a predicted model, not a curated record